Molecule: messenger RNA, 459 nt
Organism: Gekko japonicus
Lineage: Eukaryota; Metazoa; Chordata; Lepidosauria; Squamata; Gekkonidae
Product: regulator of G-protein signaling 21-like
Exons: 4
Coding region: 1-459 (152 amino acids)
Source: RefSeq, a predicted model, not a curated record
AUGCCAGUGAAAUGUUGUUUCCACAGGUCACCCCCUAGGGGAACAAUGGCAUGGAUGGAAUCUGUGGAUACACUACUAGCUAAUAAAGAUGGUCUGGCUGCCUUCAGGACUUUCCUGAAAUCAGAGUUCAGCGAGGAAAACAUUGAAUUCUGGCUGGCCUGUGAGGACUUCAAGAAAACAAAGUCAGCGGCUAAAAUUGCCUCAAAAGCUCAAAAGAUUUAUUCAGAUUUUAUCCAGGCAGAUGCUCCAAAAGAGAUAAACAUCGACUUCAAUACCAGAGACCGCAUCACCCAGAAUAUUUCUGAACCUAGUCUCCAGUGUUUUGACAAUGCCCAGAGAUUAAUCUACAGUCUCAUGGCUAAGGACUGUUUCCCAAGGUUUCUGAAGUCAGAAGCUUAUAAAGAAUUGGUAAACAAGCAACAGAAUGGAAACCAGAAAAGGUGGCUGCCAUUUUUGUAA